GCUAUCUCAUUUCCAAUAUCCCAACUUCAUAAUGGCACCGGUAGCGACAAACGAGAGUAACCAGCGCGACACUUUGAAGAAUCUCAAGAGCAAUAUUGACACUCGAUUGAUCAACCCGUUUUACUCUCCGUCUUCUGGAGACGACGACGAUCAAUCAUACCAGUAUGCCAAAUAUAAACCUUACUUCCCAGCGGUUGACUGGGAACCACUUGGUGAAGUGGAAGUGAUCGACCGCGGGCUCUCUGCAGACCCUGCGAAGAAGAGUCUUCUCGCUGUAGGAAAAGUCAAGCACUUGACUCCUGCAAUCGGGACUGAGAUUAUGGGGAUAGACCUCAGGCAAUUAUCUAGCACACAGAAGGACGAACUUGCGCUUCUCGUUGCAGAGAGGGGAGUUGUGUUCUUCAGAGACCAGGAAAUUGAUAUCCACGAACAGCUUGACCUUGCGAGGCACUUCGGACCACUGCAUAAACAUGCGACCACCCCUAUACCAAAAGAGCCUGGUCUUGAGGAAGUCCAUGUCGUAUAUAAUGACGCUGCGCGUCGUCCGGAUGCUAGUGCAUUCUCCAAAUUGGAGCUAUGGCAUAGCGACGUGACCUAUGAAAUACAGCCUCCUAGCACUACCUCUUUGAAGGUCAUUACUGGACCAGAGUACGGAGGUGACACUUUAUGGAGCUCAGGCUAUGCCUUAUAUUCUUCCCUAAGUCAUGGUUUGCAGACCUAUCUUGAAGGCUUGACAGCGCUGCAUAGUGCUGUUGCCCAAGCUGAUGGUGCCCGAGCUGCUGGUCUCCAUGUUCGACGAGAACCUGUUGAGUCUAUUCAUCCCGUUGUACGCGUACACCCUGCCACAGGAUGGAAGAGCGUGUACGUCAACCCCGGGUUCACGCGAAGGAUUAUCGGUGUACCCAAAGUCGAGUCCGACACUAUCCUGAACUUCCUUUUCCGUCAAAUCAGCGAGAACCCAGACUUUCAAGUCCGAUUCCAGUGGGAGCCCAAUUCUAUCGCGUUCUGGGAUAACCGAAUUGUUACACAUUCUGCCACGUUUGACUUUUGGCCUCAAACACGCCAUGCUCUUAGAGCGACUCCACACGGAGAAAAACCCGAAUCCGUCGGGGACUAUGAAAGACGCACGGGCAAAGCUGCGAAAGACCGCCAAAUCGAGAUCUGGAAAGAGCAAGGUGUGGAGCUGCCCAAGUCGAAGAACGGUGUAUCUGGGCCGCGAGGUUAUAAUGACUAACAUAGAUACCGAGAACUCUAGUAUGGAACUGAAAGCUUGUAAAUUACUCUUCUUUGAUGUAUAGUAUUGAAAUGCAAGGCCAC
Molecule: messenger RNA, 1317 nt
Organism: Serpula lacrymans var. lacrymans S7.9
Lineage: Eukaryota; Fungi; Basidiomycota; Agaricomycetes; Boletales; Serpulaceae
Exons: 7
Coding region: 32-1234 (400 amino acids)
Cellular component (GO): cytoplasm
Molecular function (GO): 2-oxoglutarate-dependent dioxygenase activity
Source: RefSeq, a predicted model, not a curated record